Messenger RNA from Rosa rugosa (rugosa rose), 1383 nucleotides. RefSeq names its product probable jasmonic acid carboxyl methyltransferase 2. Gene Ontology annotation, molecular function: S-adenosylmethionine-dependent methyltransferase activity. The coding region runs from base 68 to 1207 and encodes 379 amino acids. The record is from RefSeq and is a predicted model, not a curated record. Lineage: Eukaryota; Viridiplantae; Streptophyta; Magnoliopsida; Rosales; Rosaceae. The transcript has 3 exons. Gene Ontology annotation, biological process: methylation.
AAAUCUCAACCUCGAACUACUCCUGUAGAGCCUGGAUACAUCGAUCGCCUGACAAAGUUGGAGAGAUAUGGAGGUGACGCAAAUACUUCACAUGAACAACGGAGAUGACGAGACUAGUUAUGCCAAAAACUCUACAGUUCAGAGAAAAACAUUAUCUAUAGUCAAGCCGAUCAUUGAGGAAGCAGUGCUAGAACUCUUGGGAGACAAUAUCAUGGCAAUAGAGAGCAUGGGAAUAGCAGAUUUGGGUUGCUCAUCCGGACCCAACACCUUACUACUCAUCUCGCAGAUCAUGGAUGCCAUACAUGCUAAACCUAGCAAAGUUACAGAGCUUAGAGUGUUUCUAAAUGACCUCUUUAGCAACGACUUCAACUCCAUCUUCAUGUCACUCCCAUCAUUCUACAACAAACUGAAACAAGACUAUGAUAAUAGUCGUCAUCCCGAUCAGCAUGUCAUAAAUCCGUUGAUUUCUGCUGUGCCCGGUUCGUUUUACGGUCCAUUGUUUCCCAGAAAGAGCGUGCACUUUGUUCAUUCUUCUUUUAGUCUUCACUGGCUCUCUCAGGUGCCCGAUGGCCUAAACAACAAAGGAAAUAUAUACAUUUCUAAGAGCAGCCCGCAAUGCGUAUUAGACGCAUACUCCAUGCAGUUUCAGAAAGACUUUUCGGUUUUUCUGAGAUCUAGGGCGCAAGAAAUAGUCGAGGGAGGACGAAUGGUGUUGUCCUUCAUGGGCAGGCCAUCCUCUGACCCAACAGCUGAUCAGGGCACUUUCUACCAGUUCGAGCUCUUAGCCCACGCAUUAAUGGACACGGUGUCCAAGGGUCUUAUAAAAGAGGAAAUGGUUAAUUCCUUCAACAUGCCCUACUAUACUUCAUGUGCAGAGGAAUUGAAUUUGGUGUUACAAAAAGAAGGGUCUUUCAUCAAGGACCGCCUUGAAGCAUUCGAAGUGAAUUGGGAUACUGGUGCUGCUGAUCUCGAUCACAACAUGCCUAACGGUGCAUUUGACCAUGAUCAAACAAUAACAAGCAGUGGGCAGCGAGUGGCCAAUAGCAUAAGAGUCGUGGCCGAGUCAAUGCUCGAAUCUCAUUUUGGAAAAGAGAUAAUGGAUGAGGUGUUUAAGAAAUAUACAGAGCUCGUUAGCAAGCACUUAUCAAAUAGUACUACUAGACCCAAGUAUACAGUUUUGGUCACCUCACUCAUUCGAAAGAUUUGAAUUUUCCUCUUCUUUUAUUCAGAAUUUAUUACAUUGUAUCCAUUCAGAGAAGACGCCACCAUCACAUUUCCUUUCUAUCCUUCUCAAGUUCUCAUUCUUUAAUGUGUGUAUACUGUAUAAUUGCUUCUUGUUGCAUCAUUGCGUUCAAUAACAUAGUACUCAUAUUAGUUUCUAAA